CCCAUGCAUUUCUACAUGGUUGGACGUGAAUGUCAUGGUUUUUUCAGGCUCUUUUACAGGGUGGUCAGCUUGGCUAAGCCUGUAAUGGCAGACGUCACGUUUUAGUAACGUGUUCUGUUGUGUAAGAGUCUGGUCUUGGUAAGAACAAAAAUGUAUUGUGUCAUUUACGUAGAGCACCGUAAAUCGGAUAAUUGCUUGGCAGAAUUUGUCUUUAUUGGGACUCGGAGCUGGUUUCGCGGACUCGGAUUAAGCCAAAAUCCUGGACUUAGAGGUACUUUGAAUGAGUUUCUUCAUUCCUGAAUGCCAUUUAGUGCAGGACAAGCCUUAGUUUGUGGCAUUCAAAUCUGAUUUUCUACUGUACAGCUACUCCAACACCCCCUUUACGCCCAGAGGUCAGCACCACCCUAUAGACGCCCCGUCUGUUGCUAACGCAGCUCAGUGCUAUGGGCAGUGCUGCUGCUAUUCCCAGCUAGUACAGGUACUGUUAUUCAAAGCACUAGUAAUGACGGUCAAUUAUACAAACAUUAUUUUUAAAAAUGUCAAUUCCAAUAUAAUGCUUUUACUUCUCCAGUUACUAUUAUUAAGGUGCUACUAUUAUACAAGGAUGCAUCUAAAAGUACUACAAUCACAAUGAAGCUGUUGCUACAAUCCAUUAAUUCCACUGUUGAUAUCCUUGCUCCUACUAUAAGUCGUUAGUAGUAGUGUUUUGUACUACAAACCCUACAACGGUAGUACAUCAUGAUAAUUAUUAAUAAUAGCCUCAGACUGCAACCUGUGCUUGGUUUUUUUUAAUCAAUGGACCACUUAAGACAAAGUUCAUUGGAUUUUUCCGGAUAUUAAUAAUACCUCUUUUUCAAAUACAAGAAGCCAUUGCGCCAGGCAGCCACCAGUUUCCCACACAAUGCCGCGACCGAUGGGCCUCCGCUUUUCGGCGGCCCGAGGUCGCCACUCCCACGGCGACGUAUGUUCUUACGUAGAAGCCUCUGUAUGCGCUUUUCAACGGCUAUUGUCCAAUCCGAUGCAAUUGGCGUAUGGUGCGUUAAAGUAUAUAUUUAUACAUGCAGCACGCCAAGCAACGCUUUAUUUGUUUCCUUACCGCAUGAGUCGGACCUCCUUUUCCGGUGUCUCCGCCUGAAAAAUACAGUAUGGGGGAAUAGAUAGCGGGGUGGAAACCCGUAAGACACAAAGGAGCUCAUCAGUCAGUUCGGCUGCUGUUAUAUGUGAGGCUGUGCACAGUCGGAGCAGCUGCAGAUUAAAAUGCAGGCUUUCUCGGCUUUACGCCGGCUCGUAAGCGCAGUGUGCAGCCGGCCGGCGCUGCCACGCUGCGGGAUCUGCGGGACGGCGUCUGACACGCUCCAGCCGGGGUUUGGCCUGCUAUUUGAUAUCGAUGGCGUUCUUGUUCGAGGGCGGACGCCCAUUCCCGCAGCGAGGAAGGCCUUCCAGAAGCUGCUCAGUCCCCAGGGCCGCUUCGUGGUGCCUGUGGUCUUCGUCACAAAUGCAGGGAAUUGUCUACGUCAGACCAAAGCAGACCAGCUCUCACAUAUCCUGGGAGUGCCGAUCACCCAGGAUCAGGUCAUGAUGUCACACAGUCCUCUGAGAAUGUUCAGGAAGUACCAGGACAAGUGUGUGCUGGUGUCUGGACAAGGACCUGUGCUGGACAUCGCCAAAAAUUUGGGCUUUGAGAAGGUACUGAGCAUCGACAUGCUUCGAGAGUUCUUCCCCCUGCUGGAUGUGGUGGACCACAACCGGCGCCCUAAACUCCCGUCGUCCUCCAUUGCUAAUAUCCCCCAAAUUGAAGCCAUUAUUCUUUUUGGUGAGCCCAUUCGGUGGGAAACCAACCUGCAGCUUAUCGUUGACAUUCUUCUGACCAAUGGAAACCUGGGCCACGCCCACCAGAAUCUGAAGGUGCCCCAUCUUCCACUGUUGGCCUGCAACAUGGACCUCAUGUGGAUGGCAGAGGCUCACUCCCCACGGUUUGGUCAUGGAGCCUUCCUAGUCUGCCUGGAGAACAUCUACAAGAAGAUAACGGGCAAAGAACUGAAGUACGAGGCCCUAGUGGGGAAGCCCAGCGAGCUGACGUACCAGUACGCCGAAUACCUAAUCCGAGAGCAAGCCUUGGAGAGGAAGUGGAGCCGGCCAAUUCAGUCCCUGUAUGCCGUUGGGGACAACCUCAUGACUGACAUCUAUGGUGCUAACCUGUACAACCGCUACCUCGAAGAGCGGCUCGCCAGGAAGAAAAGGAAGGCAGUGGCCAAGAUGGCCACCGUCACGGGCUCCUCGGGCAUGCUGUCUCAGGAGGAUGAGCUGGAUGGACCUUGGGAGAGCGAGCUGGCCGCUCCCACUGCCACCAGCUGCAAGUCCAUCCUGGUGUGCACUGGUGUAUACAAUCCCCACAUGGAGGCGCUGUCCGAGGAAGGCCGGAAGUUGCAGCAGGCUGCGUUCCACGGGCACCGUGACUUCCAGUUUGACCCGGUUCUGGUGGAGCCAGGGCAUAUCGUGCGGGACGUGGAUGAGGCUGUAGAACUCAUCUUCCAGCAGGAGAAGUUUGUGGCCCAGUAGCUCUAGAUCCCAGUAGCUCUAGAUCCCACUUUAUAAUGGAACAAGACCAUCGAGAUUAUUUGGGCCUUUCCAUAGCUUAGAUGGAUAAAAAGCCAUGUGUUGGAUUUGUUCAGUGUAUAUUCCAGAAAGGAAUAUGGGAAUCAAAGACCAGCCGUCAUUUAGACACAAGAUUUCAGACAUUUAGGACACUCUGAAGUAAGCAUUUUUAACGAUACAGUAAUGUAAGCUGUGUUUAAAAAUCCCCCAUUGUUAUAUUUAUCAAAAGAUGUUUCAGUCUUAAGAUUUAUUAUAUUGACAAGACACAUUUACAAAAGAUCUUUGACUAUAAAAUUUUAUUAGAUAGCUACAGAGUAGAUAUAAUAAUGGUUGUUAAUGUUAAAGCUAAAUUAAUAUUUUACUAAAUAAUGUUAAAAUUAUCUUUACCAGUACUAAUUUUAAAAUACCUGUUUAUGUAAAUGAGAGUAUUUUUUUCCCAGGCAUUUUAUUUCCAGUAAUUUCUAAGAGCUGCUCUGUAAUGUACAGGGAUCCGCACAGUGGCGUCUUGGUUGGUUGACGGGAGCUCUCUAAUGGCUUCGGUUUUUAAAGUCUUUCACAAUCCAAAAAUUAACAAAGGAGAGCGAGUUACACGGGCAGCUACACAAUUAAGGACAUCACAUUGUACUGUACUGCACUGCACUGAAAAGAGCUGGCUUUUGUAUAUGUGUUUAUAGACUUGGGUACCUGCAUUGAUCUGCCAGUACUUUUUUUUUUUUCUCAAUGAACUGCGUCUGACCUCCCGUGGGAUGUUAUGCAAUCCGCUGCAGUUCACGCGGUGGUGGAUUAAACCCAUUGGCUGCGUUUUAAUUGCGCUACAUUAAUUGAACAACAAGCAGCCAUUACGUUACAUUACAUUACAUUACAUUACAAGGCUGAAGCCAAGUAACACUGAAUAAUCUGCAGUAUUAAUUUAUCCGCGACGUCUUUAGUCUAAGUUGUGGUCAUCCUGGAAUUCAGAGUGCCUUGGACACCAGGCAACUGUUAUGGAAGACGUAUACAAAUAUGAAAAUUACAUUUAUUUUGAUAACUGCAUAAAAUGUUUCAUUAGUUUAA
This is a messenger RNA of Brienomyrus brachyistius, 3648 nucleotides long. RefSeq lists its product as uncharacterized. Bases 1258 to 2559 code for a protein of 433 amino acids. Gene Ontology annotation, cellular component: mitochondrion. The record is from RefSeq and is a predicted model, not a curated record. Gene Ontology annotation, biological process: glycerophospholipid biosynthetic process. The transcript is spliced from 8 exons. NCBI's taxonomy places the organism in Eukaryota, Metazoa, Chordata, Actinopteri, Osteoglossiformes, Mormyridae.